Molecule: messenger RNA, 1527 nt
Organism: Bufo gargarizans (Asiatic toad)
Lineage: Eukaryota; Metazoa; Chordata; Amphibia; Anura; Bufonidae
Product: posterior protein-like
Exons: 2
Coding region: 1-1527 (508 amino acids)
Source: RefSeq, a predicted model, not a curated record
AUGGAACUGGCCUAUAGUUAUGUUAAGAAAUAUGCCUCUGCCAAGUAUCAUUCCUGUGCAGAUGAACCUCUUAAGAGUCAAGUUAAUGCGUUGUUGUCUCAGUGUCAGCAACAUAAUGAUGAGCUGCAGAGUAGACCGCUUACAAAAAAAGGUAACAAGGAGAAAUUGGCUAACAAAAUUGCGGUAUUGCUCAGAAUCACAGAAAUUUCUGAGCAAAUGGGGGAGCAAUGGAGAGCAGAAAGGAGUCAACUUGGAGAGCAGAUAGAGAAAGUUGGAGAUAAUCUUAGGAGCAUUGCAACUGCCUCCAGUGUUGAAAUUAAUGACUUGAGGGCUACAGUGUGCAAUUUAUCCGAAAAAAAUUGUGAGCUCCAAGAACAAUUGGAACAAUGCAAUGCAAACUUUGAUAUGAAGAGUAGGCUUGUUGGUUCAUUGCAACUAAAGUUAUCUCAUAUGGAGGAAUUGGUAAUGUCUUUGGAGAGGAAAUUGGAAGAUGCAAACUCCCAGCUACUUAGAAAAGAGCAGUGGAUAUUAUCCCUCAAUGAACGGAAGAAAACGUGUCCAUCAGCCAAUAUCUGUAUUGUCACUGAUGUGAAUACAUCCAAUGAGGUGGCAUUAACAAAUGAUCCUGGAUAUAUAGGGGAGGGCACUAGUGUACUCACAAUUAAUGAAAAACUUACAUUGUGCCAGAUUCUGGGUGAGUUUAAUACACUGGAGUCACCCGUGUGCCUAUCUCAUAAAUUUGAGGCUAUUGUACAGAAAUACACUUUGAGUGAUAAAGAUGCAUGCUCUCUUCUAAAGGCUUGGGUACCAGCACCUCUAGCAGCCCAGGUAUCUGCAUAUGAGAAUGAUAACUUAGAUGCAGAGGGAAGGAUGAAAGAACUGCAGCGUGUGUUAAAGAGUCGUGAUGAUAGAGGGAUAAAUGCAUUACAAAGAAUGAGAUUUAGAAGAGGAGAUGACCCUAUAUUGUUCUGUAACCAAUAUCUUUCACUGUACAAAAGUGUGUAUAACUGUCCUGGUAUGUCUGCUGAUGAUCCGAGCUUCAUAUACUCAAUGGCCAAUAUCUGUUAUGUGAACUAUCCUAAUAGGAUUGCCCUCAGAAAUGCCAAUUCAUACCAGAGCUUUAUCAAUAUACUUAGAGACUGGUGUGAUGAAUCCAGUGAUGGUUAUAGAUCAGAUGCAGAUAUAUCAGUAGUGAGCAGAGGUACAAGAAGGAAGAAAUUCAUCAGGUGUUACAAAUGUCACAGACCAUGGCACAUUCAGAGAUUUUGUAGAACCCCCGAUAUUUCAAGCCUGAUACAGGAUGAUAAAAGUAUAUCCACCCAGGACAAGGAAAGCAUACCACAGGAGCCUGAUGUAAUGGAUAACAGCCUUGGGGAGUCAGGAAAUGCUGAGGGGCAAAAGGAGGAGGUUUCAGCUAACAAUGGCCCCCAUCCUCCGAAUAGCCAACAGCCAUGGGGGACGAGCAUACCAAUGUUUGCACCCUGGGCUAAUCUUCCAUUUUGGCUGGAGCCACUGAAGGCAGCUUAG